AUGUCGCCUACUUUUCUGCUGCCGCUGACCCGACGCUCGCUUCCAUUUGCCUCCUCGUUGCUCCACUUUGUCUCCUCAUCGUGUGCGUCUCCUCAUUCAAAUCGUAUCCAGUUUCUCAUUUCAUCCAAGUCUCGGGACCUCGAACGUUCGCUGCGUCUCCAUUAUCCGGAUCUUUUAGUAUCCCACGAACACGAAUCCAUUCCAAACUGGGGCGAGCCAAAGGAUCUCCAAGAAGCACUAAAUGUAUGUGAUGGAGUGAUACUGGCAGCCAGUGGCUCUGGUGAUGAUUGUAUCAAUGUACCGAGUGACUUGACGGAGGAAUGGCUUCAAUGUGAACAAAAUGUGACAACUUUGGUGUCAAAAGCUCAUCGGGUCGUCAAGUUAUCGUGGAUGGAAGGAUUUGUCAGUGCACAGUCCCCCUUAGCGGUGGGAAGAGCUACGUGGGAGAUCGAGCAGGAGCUGAAAUUGAGACUUGGGGGAGAGGACGCAUCGGCUCAUAACCUGACAAUUGUACGGGCUCCGACGGGAAUGGACGCCUUCCUGCAUGGUCGACUGUUUGAUUUAGUGUGCGGAAGAACCCUCUCGAUUAGUAUCAAGCACGGGCGUGUUGCAUUCGUGCAUCCGUCAGAUGUUGCAGAGACUUUGAGUGCUUUGAUAGUAAAAGAGGAUGCUGGCGUUGCUGAUGCAGGCAGACUGUUCAAGUUGACAGGGCCCGAGGCGUUGACAUUUCCACAAGUUGCCGAGCUGUUGUCGGAAGGUAUUGGGGAAAAAGUGAACUACUCGUACUUCCCAUUGUGGGCCGUACAACCUGCACGUUGGGUGCACGGAGUCCCUGGUGAUGCUAUCGAAGAAGAACUAGCGGUGAUCCGAGCGUUGGAGGCAGGGGCGCAGCAAGCAGUGGAUACGACUCUCAUGGAGACGCUCUUGGGUCGCAAGCCACGCUCUUUCCGUGCAUUUAUCGCUGAGAAUGCGCCUGCGUGGCCACGAACAGACCCAAAGUAG
This is a messenger RNA of Peronospora matthiolae, 1002 nucleotides long. Lineage: Eukaryota; Oomycota; Peronosporomycetes; Peronosporales; Peronosporaceae. The record is from the annotation of a GenBank genome assembly.